Molecule: messenger RNA, 711 nt
Organism: Daldinia vernicosa
Lineage: Eukaryota; Fungi; Ascomycota; Sordariomycetes; Xylariales; Hypoxylaceae
Product: glycoside hydrolase family 61 protein
Exons: 4
Coding region: 1-711 (236 amino acids)
Source: RefSeq, a predicted model, not a curated record
AUGAAGUCCAUUGCCGCUCUUGCUCUCUCCACGCUCGUAGCUACGGCUGCUGGCCACGCCACCUUCCAAGAGUUAUGGGUUAAUGGAGCAGAUGAAGAAUCUACUUGCGCUAGACUCCCCGCAAACAACAACCCAGUCACCGACGUGAGCUCAAACGAUAUCCGCUGUAACGUUGGGGGCACUAAAGCGGCUGCCGCUAAGUGUAGCGUAGCUGCCGGCGACACCGUGACGGUAGAAAUGCACCAGCAGCCUGGUGACCGUGACUGCAGCAGGGAAGCUCUUGGCGGAAACCACUUCGGCCCCGUCAUAGUAUACCUGAGUAAGGUGUCGGAUGCUGCUACGGCCGACGGAUCCUCGUCUUGGUUCAAGAUCUUCGAGAUCGGCUACGACCCUGCCACCAAGACCUGGGGUAACGACAUCCUCAAUAAGGGCUGCGGUAAACAAGACGUCAAGAUCCCGUCCGACAUCGCCCCUGGCGACUAUCUCCUCCGUGCCGAAACCAUAGCGCUUCACACCGCAAGCCAAGCCGGCGGUGCGCAGUUCUACAUGACCUGCUACCAAAUCACGGUCACUGGUGGAGGCUCUGCCAACCCACCUGGAGUGAAAUUCCCUGGUGCGUACAGCGCCAACGACCCUGGCAUCAAGGUCGACAUCUGGGGCAACGGCUUCACCGAGUACGAGAUUCCCGGCCCGGCUGUGUACGAGGGUUAG